AUGUUGUGUCCAAUAUGUAGGAAAGAGUUCUCUGUUACCAGCAUAGGAAAUCAUAUUGAUUUGUGUCUCUCCUUAAUUAAUGCACUUCCAAAGGAAUCAUCUCAAAGUUUAAAGAGAUCUUUACCUUUUAACAAAACAGUUGAAACCAACUCAGUUAAAAAAUACAAAUCAAGUGCCAUGAAAAAUAUAUCAAGUAUGAAUCAACAAAAAGCAGUUUCAAGCAAAGAGCAUGUUCCUCUUGCUGAAAAAUUGAGACCUGCAUGCUUUGCUGACUACAUAGGCCAAGAACAAGUCAUUGGUUCUACUACUGUGCUACAGAAGUUAUUAACAAAAGGAUGUAUUCCUAGCAUAAUUUUUUGGGGUCCACCAGGAUGUGGAAAGUCAUCUUUGGCCAAUAUCAUAUCACGCUUGAGUAAAGAAAUAUGUGGAGAUAAAGUGCAUAUUACAAAGCUCUCUGCAACAUCAUCUGGUGUUAAUAAUAUUAGAGAUGUUGUGAAUGCAGCCAGAAAUGGAGACAAAUUAAAUCGAAAAACUAUUAUAUUUAUGGAUGAAAUACACCGUUUUAAUAAACUCCAACAAGACAUAUUUUUACCUCAUGUAGAAGCAGGGACAUUGACUUUAAUUGGCACAACUACUGAGAAUCCAUCUUACAGUUUAAAUUCUGCUUUAUUAAGUCGAUGUCGUGUAUUUAGUUUGAAUAAAUUAACAGUACCUAAUGUAAUGAAAAUUCUUUGUAAGGCAGUAUCAUUCAUUAAUGGAGAGAUAUAUGACCCCGAAAGUGAAAACUCACAAAAUAAGUUCAACUCAAAUCUAAACUCUGAUUUCAUUAUUAACAAAACAGUAAUUGAAUGGUUAGCAGAAGUAUGUGAUGGAGAUGCACGUGUUGCAUUGAGUGGCUUGGAAUUAGCAGUUAAAAGAAAAGUAUUAAAUAAGGCAAAUCCUUCUCAUCCUGUAUCAAUAACUCUUGAAAAUAUUAAAGAAAGUCUUAAACAAGCUCUAUCAGACAAACAAACAACUAAUACUCAUCAUUUAUAUUCUGCGUUACAUAAAUCAAUAAAAGGAGACAAUGCAAGUGCAGCAUUGUAUUGGUUAGCAAGAAUUAUGGCAAUCAAAGAAGAUCCUGUAGACAUAGCAAGACGUUUAGUAAGAAUAUCAGCUGAAGAUAUUGGUUUAGCAGAUCCUGAUGCAUUGGGAAUAGCUGUUCAUACUAUGCAUGGAUGCCAAAUGAUUGGAAUGCCAGAGUGUGAUCUACUUUUAGGGGAGUGUGUUGUUUAUUUAACAAGAGCACCGAAGUCAGAACUUAUACAUAAUGCAUUAGAGACGGCUAAAAAUAUUAUUAUGAAUCACCAUGGACCACAACCCGUAGUACCUUUGCACAUUAGAGAUAGAUCAGGGAAAAGAAAACUUGAAACCAUUUUGGGACCCCAUCAAGGAAGUUUGGUUCGAAAAGAGGAGAACAUUAAAACUCACUUACCAUUUGGUCUCCAGCACACCAAUUUCUUCCUAGACGAUUCCUGAAAAUUUCCUGCAUCUUUUGGUAAACUGCAUCAUCAUUCUGAAGGAUUAAUCAUUGUUGAAAU
Messenger RNA from Dufourea novaeangliae, 1580 nucleotides. RefSeq names its product ATPase WRNIP1 (gene RfC4). Lineage: Eukaryota; Metazoa; Arthropoda; Insecta; Hymenoptera; Halictidae. Gene Ontology annotation, biological process: DNA-templated DNA replication; regulation of DNA repair. Gene Ontology annotation, cellular component: nucleus. The record is from RefSeq and is a predicted model, not a curated record. The transcript has 4 exons. Bases 1 to 1518 code for a protein of 505 amino acids. Gene Ontology annotation, molecular function: ATP binding; single-stranded DNA helicase activity; ATP hydrolysis activity.